Molecule: messenger RNA, 711 nt
Organism: Neltuma alba
Lineage: Eukaryota; Viridiplantae; Streptophyta; Magnoliopsida; Fabales; Fabaceae
Exons: 1
Coding region: 1-711 (236 amino acids)
Source: RefSeq, a predicted model, not a curated record
AUGGAUCAUCAUCGCCAUUACUCUUUCUUCUUCCUCUGUGCUGUUGCAGCCUUAGGGCUAGCAACCUUGAAAGGCAUCCAUGGAGUUGAGUUCGUGGUCACAAACAACGCAGAGACAACUCCAGGUGGCACCCGAUUCAACAACGAGCUUGGAGCAGACUACACAAAGCAAACCAUGGACGCAGCCACCAACUUCAUCUGGAGCAUCUUCCAGCAGAAUACCGACGCCGACAGGAAGAACGUCGCCACCGUAACCCUAACAGUUGAAAACAGCGUCGUAGUCAACGGCGAAACGGUAAUCGCCGCCACAAGCAACGACGCGAUCCAUGUCGGUGCAGACUACAUAGAGGGAAUAAAAGGCGAUACCAAAACAGACUUUAACGGCGUGUUGUACCAUGAGAUGGCUCAUGUGUGGCAGUGGUUUGGGACAAACACCAACAUGGGACUCAUCGAAGGGAUCGCUGAUUUCGUGAGGUUGAAGGCUGGGUAUGCGCCGAGCAACUGGGUUCAGCCAGGCGGCGGUGAUCGGUGGGACCAAGGCUACAGUGUGACGGCGAGGUUCUUAGAUUACUGUGAGGGUCUCAGAAGUGGGUUCGUGGCUGAGUUAAACAAGAAGAUGAGAGACACUUACAAUGACGAUUACUUCAAUCAGUUGCUGGGAAAGCCUGUGGAUCAGCUCUGGAAUGACUACAAGGUUGCUUAUGGUGGCUAA